Sceloporus undulatus (fence lizard) is the source of this 1105-nucleotide messenger RNA. It is a transcript of the gene EIF6, whose product is annotated as eukaryotic translation initiation factor 6. Gene Ontology annotation, cellular component: nucleolus; preribosome, large subunit precursor; cytosol. Gene Ontology annotation, molecular function: ribosomal large subunit binding. The record is from RefSeq and is a predicted model, not a curated record. The transcript is spliced from 6 exons. Bases 78 to 815 code for a protein of 245 amino acids. Gene Ontology annotation, biological process: ribosomal subunit export from nucleus; cytosolic ribosome assembly; assembly of large subunit precursor of preribosome. Lineage: Eukaryota; Metazoa; Chordata; Lepidosauria; Squamata; Phrynosomatidae.
AUCCUUCUUCCGGGGGUCGCCGCGUGUCCCGGAAGCCAGGGCCGGGGUUCCUUCUUCGCUCCGAGUCAGGGCCCAAGAUGGCGGUGCGGGCCAGCUUCGAGAACAACAACGAGAUCGGCUGCUUCGCCAAGCUGACCAACGCCUACUGCCUGGUGGCCAUCGGGGGCUCCGAGGGCUUCUACAGUGUAUUUGAAGGGGAGCUUUCUGACACCAUCCCUGUAGUCCACGCUUCAAUUGCUGGAUGUCGAAUCAUUGGCAGAAUGUGUGUAGGAAAUAGGCAUGGACUGUUAGUCCCAAGCAACACCACAGACCAGGAGCUUCAGCACAUAAGGAACUGCCUUCCAGACUCUGUGCGAAUCCAGCGUAUAGAAGAGCGCCUCAGUGCCUUGGGAAAUGUCACUACAUGCAAUGAUUACGUAGCACUUGUCCAUCCCGACAUCGACAGAGAAACAGAAGAGAUUUUAGCAGAUGUAUUAAAAGUGGAAGUAUUCAGACAGACAGUAGCAGAGCAGGUUCUGGUAGGAAGUUACUGUACUUUCAGCAACCAAGGAGGACUGGUGCACCCCAAGACUUCAAUUGAAGACCAGGAUGAGCUCUCCUCAUUGCUGCAAGUCCCACUUGUGGCUGGGACUGUUAACCGUGGUAGUGAGGUGAUUGCAGCUGGAAUGGUCGUGAAUGACUGGUGUGCCUUCUGUGGUCUAGAUACAACCAGCACAGAGCUAUCUGUUAUUGAGAGUGUCUUCAAACUCAAUCAAGCACAACCAAGUACCAUUGCUACUAAGAUGAGAGAAUCUUUGAUUGACAGCUUGACAUGAUGUUCUCCCCGGCCACUGCAGAAACUGCAGUAGUGAAAAUGCCUGAUCAUGAUCUCAACUCUUCUCUGAAGUAAAUGCUUUGUUAAUACUCCUGCAGUCUCGAAACAAAUUCUGCUGCGAUCAGCUUCAAAACCAUAUUGUUAAAAACUUCUUUUGCGAAAAACACUCAUGUGUCUCUCUUUAUUUGAUGAAGUGAAGACCUGUUUACGAUUUCUGAGAUUAUGCUUAAAGACAGCUGUUAUUACAUGCUAUAAUAAUAAUAAAACAUUAAUUUCCUCUACUGAUACUCA